UAGACCUUCUGUGGGUUACAAUGUAGCUACGUCUAAGUGUCUGUUCGGUUCUCCAAAAGCGAACGCGAACGCCAUUCACAGUUAAUCGCUGUUUUUUGAAUCAACGGAAAACGUUUACCUAUUAAUUAUUCUUCUUUCUGUCUUUAUAGAAUCACUCGCAUAACUAAGAGUUGUUCACCAUUUGUGUCGUGUCGUUAUUGGUAACAAAUCAACCAUUUAGUAACAGAAGGGGCGUUUUCAUUACUUGUUAUGGAAAUUAUAUCUAUUAACGGGAAGAACUCUCUUCCGUACGAUUUUCAAAAAUUCUGUAAAUACUUAGAAAAUGAGCAUUGUUUGAACGAGGAUAAACUGACACAAGAUAUAAACGAACUCGCGCUUGCUCGUGAUCAGCUUUCAAAAAAACGGUAUUCGGAUAACUAUCUUGUACUUUUAGACAAAUAUGAGGCAAUGUUGCGAGUACUAGAACAGAAGUAUUCUAACGCGGUUCCAUAUCCAUUUGCCUGGAGUACGUCUAUUUCCCCUUCACGAGUGGAGCAAUUUUCUUCUCUGUACUUUGAACACGGUUCUUUAUUGUUUCAAAGAGCUGCUGUAUGUACACAGCUUGCCCAAGAAUGUAUGCAAAAUGAUGUCGUCGAUUCCGUUAAAGCUUGUCAGUAUUUACAAGCAUCCGCGGGUACUUUCAAAUUUAUCUACCAAAAAUAUGUCUUUCCUGAUUCGGAGGAUUUACGUUUAGAGUUACUAAAAGGCUACGAACAUGUUUGUCUUGCUUAUGCACAAGCAUGCGUACUUUUUAAAGCAAUUGAAAAGAAAUCCGUUCGUGUUUCUAUUCUAGCAAAAAUUGCUUCACAAGUUGCUGUAUACUUCACUCAAGCUGAAAGCUAUAUGCGUCAGGCGGAAUCCGUACCUAAUUACAUAUUUGUUUUGUUAAAGACAAACUAUUUUUACUACAAAGCGAUAGCUCAUCAACACUUUGCAAAGGUUGCGCUUGAAAGCUCUAAGUUUGGUGUGCAGGUUGGUCAUCUUAACUGCUUAAUAGAUGCUUGCAGAAAUGUUCUCAAGCAGUCUUCCAUUCCGUCUACAAAUACCAUUAAAACAAAUGCACAGGACUUGCUGACUAUAGUAGAACCAGAGCUGACGAUAGCAAUGAGAGACAAUGAUCUCAUUCAUCUGGAAGCUGUACCAACGUCCAAAGAAUUAGCCUCGCUGGAGAAAAUAGAUAUGGUGCGUUCCAUUGUGCCCCAAAACUUGGAGGAUGAACCGAAAGUGAAUGCAUGCUUCCUAGAUGCUUUAGUCUCUACUUCGGUAUAUUUAAGAUAUAAAAAUUUGUCUGAACGUGCUAUUUCUUUGAAGAAGGAUGCAAUCAGCAAGUUGGAAACUUUAACUGAUGCAGGUAACGAGUUAGUUUCACUGUUUGAGAUCUCUUUGCAGAAACAAACCUCAUCUUCCUUUUCUCAAAACGCGUACAAUGAUAUUAUCCAUUAUUCUAAGGAGAUUAAACGACUUGGAGGAACUUUAGUACUGUCAGAGGCCGAAAAUCAACUUAACCAAUUAAUACAAAAAACUACAAAAACUCUUACUGAAUCGAAAAAGCUGCUACAGCUGGAUGAUAGUCAGGAUUCGGCCCUUCGUUUGAAGUAUGGUACGGACCGCUGGAAACGUGAAGCAACAGAACAUGCCGCAAGAAGUCUUCUUUUAACUCUGCAAGAACAUGAACUAAGUUUGCGUAACGCUUGUGAGGGAAAAGCGAAUUUGGAUACAAAGUUGCGGAAAUAUACGUCCGUCCUCCUUUAUCUUGAAAGUGACACAAAACAGCUUUUUUCGCAAUUGGAAAACAACAGUAAUCCUCCCUCAGCAGAUGAGUUACGUUUACGUGAAGAUGUUCAGUCAAGUUUAACCACUUGGAAACAGAUUCAAAGUCAUCGGCAAGAAUUACAUUCAAUUUCUCUUCCAGAAAAUACCCUGGAAUUGCUUAAUCGUGGCGGGAAAGAACAAGCUGAGUUGUUGAUGAAAAACUUUCAGCAAGAACUUCACAAUCAGUUUAAUAUCGAACAGCAGGAACUUGAACAGAGUUUGCUUUUUGAAAAAAUACAGGCUCAGCUUUCGCAACUUCAGACAAUGCGAUCAUUAACGAAGAAAGGAAAUGAUAUUGAAUCACUUUAUGAUCAACUAACUGAUGGUUACCAACGUUUUAUUGAAUUACGUGAAGAAUUAACCACCGGAUUGAAGUUUGUUAAUGACCUUUAUGACCUUGUUCAUCUUUCGCAUGGACGCUGUAUGAAAUUCUGUGAUAGCCGGAAUGUUGAAGCGAAGCAGAUUAUCUCUAAUUUAGAAAGCCGUGUGGAAUCUCCAACAAAGCUCCCGAAAGCCGGCGUUUUUGAUCCUACUGUACACAAAAUUCGUUUUCAAAAGAAGCGCGAAUAGAAACAUAUAUACGAUUCCUUAUUAGAUAACUUAGCUAGUCAUGACAAUAUUAUUGAGAUAUCAUAUUAAACGCUAAUUGAUGAAACCAAC
Molecule: messenger RNA, 2511 nt
Organism: Schizosaccharomyces japonicus yFS275
Lineage: Eukaryota; Fungi; Ascomycota; Schizosaccharomycetes; Schizosaccharomycetales; Schizosaccharomycetaceae
Product: BRO1 domain-containing protein
Exons: 1
Coding region: 250-2421 (723 amino acids)
Source: RefSeq, a predicted model, not a curated record